Molecule: messenger RNA, 3603 nt
Organism: Gadus morhua (Atlantic cod)
Lineage: Eukaryota; Metazoa; Chordata; Actinopteri; Gadiformes; Gadidae
Gene: gpr6
Product: G protein-coupled receptor 6
Exons: 1
Coding region: 2057-3037 (326 amino acids)
Biological process (GO): G protein-coupled receptor signaling pathway
Cellular component (GO): membrane
Molecular function (GO): G protein-coupled receptor activity
Source: RefSeq, a predicted model, not a curated record
UUGAACAAAUGUCAUUUGAACAUAGCAGUCAGGCUACUGCUUCUUUGUUUUGAGCCAAAACGCCGCGUUAUUAACGGCGUUAACGCCGUUAAUAACGCGUUUAACUGACAGCUCUAGUUUUGAAAUGAGGCCACUUUGGGGCGGUUGUCUCUAAUGGCUUGUCUAUGCUGAAGACCUCCAGCAGUCUGCAGAGGAACUCGAAAUUAAACCCCUUUCAAUGGUUGACCACUUCUAGCAGUGGGGCGGCUUUGGUUUAAUAGGGUGCACCACCUCACACUGGGGGGAGGUUAGCACCAGGGUUAGACUACAGCUCUAUAUCGUCAGCUGUCCUACUGUUGUCUGACUGAAUUCAGCAUUUCCCUAAUUUUUCCAAAUUCAGUCCAGGCUGCUUGACCGGUUAAUUUAUCUUUUUUUGUUACAAUGUAUUGUUUUAUAUCAUUAAUUAAACAAUGCAAACAAAAGGUAGUACAAUUGUUUUAUAUAAUAUACAUUCUUUUUAUUGGAGGCAUGUGUCAAUCUAACAUUAGAUAAUGGUUUGACAAGGGGGUGUGGAGUGUGUGAGGUAAUCAUUAUGGUAUGGGUCUGAAGAGCAGAUCACAUCAGAACAGUCAGUACCUUCUGGGUAUUACAAGGUCUUUGUGUCCCAGGGAGCACAAUUCACAUGAUUCAUUGAACUAGGUGUUGCAACCCAACAUCUGGAACUUGGGAGAGACAGAGAAAUACUGUGAGAGAGAGAAGAGGGAGAUACUGCGAGAGAGCCAGAGACAGAAAGAUACUGCGAGAGAGAGAGAGAUGGAGAUACUGCGAGAGAGCCAGAGACAGAAAGAUACUGCGAGAGAGAGAGAGAUGGAGAUACUGCGAGAGAGCAAUAUAUACUCAGAGUGAGAGAGAGAUGGCAGUGGCAUGGUGACUUCCUGGUGUUUCUUUGUGUGUGUGUGUGUGUGUGUGUGUGUGUGUGUGUGUGUGUGUGUGUGUGUGUGUGUGUGUGUGUGUGUGUGUGUGUGUGUGUGUGUGUGUGUGUGUGUGUGUGUGUGUGUGUGUGUGUGUGUGUGUGUGUGUGUGUGUGUGUGUGCUGUAACUAAUGCCAUGGUGACAUAGAGCCGGAUCCUGGCUCAGCCUGAAACCAAUGGCAGCCACCCAUUGCUGGAUUAGAAGGAUUUCUUAUUACUUUAUAUAGUUCCACUUCAUCACUGCAUGGACAUAUUUACAAACCACAUCUUAAUGCAUGCAUUGGCUUUGACAGUUUGAUAUUUGACAGACCGAAAAGUGGAUUGCACCGUGAACCCCAUAACUAACAUAACUGUUAAAAAGUUAGUAUUUUUCAGUAUUGUGGGUCAUUUUUUAUUUUGUAUUGUUCUAUCUAUGAUAUUUUUUAAAAGGAAUAUAUUAAUUAAAAAAAUGUAAAAAAAAGAUUAUGCUUACGGCAUGAUCAAUUUUUCUCACGUGUUUGAAUACUGCAGGCACAUUUAAAAAAUCUCUCUCUCUCUCUCUCUCGCUCUCUCGCUCUCUCUCUCUCUCUCUCUCUCUAAGCAACAACAACAAAAAAACAUCCUGACGUCACUUGGCUUUAUAGCAGUCCACGCGCCUCCCGCCGACUCUGACUUUGUUGCUCUUGAAUCCCCCGGUCCUCACCCCGGUAGACCCUCUGCUCACCAGUCCUCUCCCUCGGUAGACCACCGACCCUCUCCGGUCCUUUCCCCCGGUAGACCACCGACCCUCCCCGGUCCUAUCUCCCGGUAGACCACCUGUGGUACGUGCGAAACGGAACAAAUCUCGGGAGUUGAUUUAGAUUUUGGCCGCUGAAAUAUCAUCUUUCUACGAUCAUUAAGAAGGUAUGUUUGGUGAAAUUUAUUAUUAUAAAAAAACCAUCGCUAUGUUUGUCUGAUGUCGUUUUCCAAAAACGAAACAGAUUUAAGUUGCGAUCUUAGUUCCAGGAGCGGCGUUUGGAACAGCUGGUUAUAUAUAUAAUUUUUUUUAACUGAUUAUCUUUGAUUUUAGAUUCCCCCAGAGUUCGAGUAUAAUAUAGUCUCCAUGGUAAAGCGCUGAGGUGGACCAUAUGGAUGGAGCUGGGAUGGUGAACUCCUCGGCGGCGGUGCCCUGGCCGGCAGAGUCCUCGGAGCCAAACGGCAGCCUCCAGUACUCCUCCGCCCCGCUGCUGUUCCCCGUCAACCCCUGGGACAUCAUGCUCUGCAUGUCGGGAACUGUCAUCACCUGUGAGAACGCCAUCGUGGUGGCCAUCAUCUUCUACACACCCACCCUCCGAACCCCCAUGUUCAUUUUGAUCGGGAGCCUGGCCACUGCGGACCUCCUGGCCGGGGUGGGCCUCAUCCUCAACUUUGUGUUCCAGUACGUGGUCUCCUCGGAGGCCAUCAGCCUGAUCACGGUCGGCUUCCUGGUGGCCUCCUUCACGGCCUCCAUCAGCAGCCUGCUCGCCAUCACGGUGGACCGCUACCUCUCUCUAUACAACGCCCUCACCUACUUCUCCGACCGGACCCUGCGCUACGUGCACAGCAUGCUGCUCUUCACGUGGGGGGCGUCGCUGGUCCUAGGCCUGAUGCCUGUGCUCGGCUGGAACUGUCUGGGCGCGCCGGAAACUUGCAGCAUCGUGCGGCCGCUGACCCGCGCCAACCUGACGAUGCUCGCCGCCUCCUUCUUCCUCAUCUUCGUGCUCAUGCUGGCGCUCUACAUCCGGAUCUGUAAGAUCGUGUGCCGCCACACGCAGCAGAUUGCCCUGCAGCAGCACUUCUUCAGCGCCACGCACUACGUGGCCACCAAGAAGGGCGUGUCCACGCUGGCCAUCAUCCUUGGCACCUUCGGCGCCAGCUGGCUGCCCUUCGCCACCUACUGCCUGGUGGGCCAGAGGGCGUACCCGGCGGUGUAUACAUACGCCACGCUGCUGCCCGCCACCUACAACUCCAUGAUCAACCCCAUCAUUUAUGCCUACCGCAACCAAGAGAUCCAGCGGGCCCUCUAUCUGCUGCUCUGCGGCUGCUUCAGGGACGCAGCCUACCGCUCCAGGUCGCCCAGUGACGUCUGAGCUUGAGAGGGUGUGUGUGUGUGUGUGUGUGUGUGUAUGCGUCUGUCUGUCUGUGCGUCUGUCUGUCCGUCAAUGUGUGCGUCUGUCUGUCUGUCUUGUGUGCGUAUGUCUGUCUGUCUGUCAGUGUGUGCGUCUGUCUGUUUUUUUAUGGGUGCAUAUGUGUGUGUGUGUGUGUUUCUGGGGAGAGAACCCAUUGUGCAUCCAUUGACAUUCUGUUACUUGACGCACCAAUGAAUGUGUGACGCUACAAAUUUUGAUCUCACGCAUAUAUGCACUUUAUCACGUCUUUAAAACAAAAUAAGAUGACGUUUAAAUGCUGUGAACAAGGUCUGAUUUUGGAAAUAGGCAAAUAAAGCUGUAAUCUUGCACUUUAUUAAAUGUAAAAAUGCCAAUGCAUCGGCCUAUUGUGUGUUAAAAAGUUUGUCAGUAUUGUGGGUCAUUUUCUAUUUUGUAUUGUUCCAUCUAUGAUUAUUUUUAAAAGGAAUAUAUUAAUAAAACUGAUCAUUCAUACGACAUGAUCAAUUUCUCUCACGUGUUUCAAUGCUGCACGCACAAAAAACUCUGUC